Messenger RNA from Trichogramma pretiosum, 1522 nucleotides. RefSeq lists its product as uncharacterized. NCBI's taxonomy places the organism in Eukaryota, Metazoa, Arthropoda, Insecta, Hymenoptera, Trichogrammatidae. The transcript has a single exon. Gene Ontology annotation, molecular function: N-acetyltransferase activity. Bases 626 to 1351 code for a protein of 241 amino acids. The record is from RefSeq and is a predicted model, not a curated record.
UCUAUGUCUCUUUUUUUCUCUUUAAUAUUUGUAUUGAGAUGCAUCGUGCGUAUAGUUGACCCUGUGAUAAAAUCAUUUUUACGCAUGAUAAAAAAUAAUAAUUUACUUUCCAAUGGAAUUUCGUUUAAUUAUAGUUGAUACAUAUCCUUGUUGAUAUAAAAAUAGUGAUUAUGUACUAACGUUCUGGCUCCAGAAGUUUGUAUUCGAGAACUAGAUCACGAAACAUUAAAAUGUUAUCUAAUUACUAUUAGCUUACGAGUCAUCAACCUAAUUUAAUAAAAUAAUACGCUGCCUGAAAUAGAAUGCUUCAAAAUUAAAGCUGUGAAAUAAUAUUUUAAUGAAAAAUCGGAAUCUAGAGCCAAAACGUUGAUAUAAUUUAGUUGACUUAGAAAAUAUUGAAUCAGUUGAAUGAUAGAUUACAACUUCAUUGAAAUUCUAAACGAAUGUGACGUACUAAAGUGUAAAACAAGGUGAUCAAAAUAAUUUCAAGUACUUCGAGCGUGUCGACGAUGACGUUGUUACAGCCAUUGUGCAAUUGUCGCUGCUUCGGUCGUUGCUCUACAUCUCACAGUGCAGUUGAAAGAUAAAGUCAGUCGCGAGUCAAUCGCUCUCGCGUUUAGUUCGCAUGCACGACGAGACAAUGUCGCAGAAAAUCGAGUCGGAUACGAGUGACUACUGCGCCAGAAUCGCUGGCCCGGAAAGAUUCACCGAAAUAAUAAGUUUAUUGGAAAACCAUUACAUUCACGAGGACAUCGUUGCCAGAAGUUAUAUGGCAAAUGAAAAUAAUAAAAUUAGCCAAGAAGACCUCGUACUCGCUAUGUUGGAUAAAAAGAAAAUCAUCGAAGAUUUGCUGUCGAAAGACGUUUGUCUGAUUAUCGUCGAGAAGAAAAGUGAGAGAAUAGCCGGGGCCGUCAUGCUCGUAAUUUACGAGAGAGAUCAGGAUGGACUAGCCGAUCCUCGCGCGAAAGAUAACAGCUUCUCAUCAAAAUUGGUCAACGAUCUGGUGCAUUACUCGGAGUUAAUGAACAAAACCUCCAGAAUAUUCGAGCUGUUUCCGGACUGCAAGAGGAUGGCGCGCAUACGAUUUCUCGCGGUGCACGCCGAGUACCGGCAACGAGGGCUUUGUAAUUUGUUGAUGAAAGAGAGCGUUGAUUGGGCCCUUCGUAAUGAUUUCGAUAUCGUUCAGGGGACUUUUACAACGGUUGCCUCGAAACGGGCUGCUGAACGCUCGGGAUUGACGUCCAUACAGGAUUAUAAUCUGCGAGAGUUCAGAGAUCUUAACGGUUUUAAUGUUUUUGCGGAUGCGUCGCCGAAUAAUAUUCUUUCUCUUAUGGUCUUGAAUUUACGAUAAGAUCCAAGUGUUGCUCGCCUUGUUUUACCUGUUGUUUAUUUUGUAAUUAACUGACUUGUAGUGACAAUAUUUGAAUGAGAAAUAAUCAUAUCUGUUAAUUUGAUUUAAGUAAUUUGAAAUUUUGGUUAAUUUAUUUUAAUUUUAAUAUUUCGCCUUGUGGUGUUUUUUCUU